This is a messenger RNA of Biomphalaria glabrata, 11284 nucleotides long. RefSeq lists its product as uncharacterized. NCBI's taxonomy places the organism in Eukaryota, Metazoa, Mollusca, Gastropoda, Planorbidae. The record is from RefSeq and is a predicted model, not a curated record. The coding region runs from base 851 to 4303 and encodes 1150 amino acids. The transcript is spliced from 2 exons.
AAGAUGAUUACGCCCUAAGCGUCAUGCAUUUAGUCAUUCAUGUUAACCAAUGACUUAAAUUCUGCCAAGUCACUGGGUUUUCCUGGCUGGCCCAGGCAACCCAUUCCAUGCUCUAAUAGCGCUAGGGAAGAAGGAGCAUUUGUACAAAUUCGUCCUAGCAUGAGUAAAAUAACUAAACUUAAUUGAAAUGGUUUGCUUUUAAAAUACUAGAUAGUGUUGUUCGUAUCACUAACUCUUAAUAUGUUUAAGUUUAUGAUGUUACUAAUCUAGAUCCAGAUCGAGAUCUAAACUAUAAAAAGCAACUGAACAUUGCAAAUAAUUAUGCCAUUCUGUAUUUCUUUCUUAUUUAGUUCUACCCUGUUUCCUAGCCCGGGUCGCCCCCCUUUCCCGAUUCUCCCGCUUUCUGUCUUUAUAUUCUCCUAAUUCUGUGCUUGCAUAUUAGAGUACCGCGGGGACCGGAUAUAAUUAUGCACGAAUUGAACGCACCCGCGACUGCGUCAUGACCAAGCUAGACGCCGAGUUGGCAGUUCUCACAGUGGCCAAGUGCACCCUUUGCCAUCUAUAUCUAUAGAGUCAGUACUUGGGGCCAGGUCCGUCAUCUCAACACAACCGGCACUCUCAGACCACAUGUCCGUUUGAGAAAUGAAUUUCACCGAUGCAGAGGUUAUCAUGCCUAGGAUGCACACUGGAGAAAUAACGCCACGGAUAUCAAGAAUUCAACCAUUUCAGUAUUUCGCAACAACGACUUUCCAUUCAGCUUUGUCCAACUUAGCGACUGCCAAACCAGCAUUGAGGGGCCAAAAGAAUCAGCAUUUUAUUUUGAACAGCUUGACUGUCACAUUAGCAAACAAUGGCCAACAGAAGUUAUAUGAGCUCUCGGCAUCAUCUCCUGUCGGGAUAUUCUCCUUUGUCUUCUUCCAGAAGUGGUGUCAACUCGUCAUCUCGCUCAAGCCCUCCAGAGUUUUCUUAUGACGCAUUAGCCAGAUCUCACUCCGAGAGAAGCAGCUCAAGGGAGAGCACCUCAUACAGCAGAGCGCAGCCUUCCUCAACUAAUACCAGUCUCACGAUGGCCUACCCGAACGUUAAUGAAUUCCCUUACGGUCUUUCUGGGGUUCAAAUGCCCACUUAUAAUUUUGGAUCUGAACUUUAUAACUAUGUAAGUAAUGGUUUUCCAAGAAAAUCUCGCAUGUGCACGUUUUGCAACAAAGUGUUUACGCGCUCCACUACUAGACGCUAUCAUGAGCGCAGAUGCCCUCUUCUAAGAGCAUCAAAUAGUCUGGCCAAAAAUGAGGAGAAUAACACAGCGGCAGCAGUCGCGGCCGCAGCUGCAUUGAAAGAGCAACAACAACGUCACAAAGAAGCAGCAAAUGCUAGUGCGAAUCAGCUGCCUUCUGCCCCAAGGACAGUGAACUCCAGCUCUGCUAACAUAACUUCGCAUGCUGGUAGCAAUCUGCCUUCUGCACCGACACCUGCAUCACCCCCACCACAAACCUUACACCCGGCUUACCCUACUUCAUUCCCUGUCACCAACCCCAUCAAUGCUCUAGGAUCUAGUCCUUCCAGAGGGGCAGCAUCGGCUUACAGCUAUGCUCACUAUGGAAGCCAUUUUUAUAAUUCCAUCUCAGCUGCUGCCAUAGCCUCUUUGGACCAAAACAGCAACACGCUGCAGUCAAAGAAAGAGUCUGACAGCAUGUCCUGGUCGUCCUCACCCUCCCCUUCUUCUAAGAACAGAGAGCACAGCAAUUCUAUUUUGGGACUGUCUGCUCUUUCCAAAUCAUUCAACUCUGACUCAGGUAUGGAUCUCACAGCUAAGUACUGCUCAGAUUUCAGCAUUAGAUCCCAGCCCCCAGUGUUCCCACCAUCGUCUCUACGUGGUAUUCCUUUGGCCACAGAGUCUCCUGAACCAGGAGAAACCAAAUCUGACAAGCUGCAGGUUAAAACGGAUAGAAGGAGGUCACCAAGCCCUCAUGAGUAUAAACGCUUAUCAGGUAGAGAACGUGACUGGCCCAGCCCAAACAACGAGAAGAUGGAAUACCCUGACAAAAUCACUGUUGCCAACAUUUCCGGUGCCCGCUUGAAAAUGACGCCAUCCACACCACCCCCAUUGUGGAAUAACAAAGCUCAUGUUGAUAGAUCCCAGGAAGAGUUCAGCUCAACCAAUCUGAUAGAAGAAGAUGAGGAAGAUGAAGAAGAAGAUGAAGAUAAUGAAGAAGAGGUAGCUGAAGAUCAGGAGCAGUUCAAUGAAAGUCAUAAUGAGGAGGACAUAAAGUUAGAAUCUGAUGCAUUAGAUAUGUCACAGUCUCUUGUAUGUCAGUAUUGUCAGAAAUCCUUUGCAGAUAGCAUCACUAGAAAGGCUCACGAGGCUCUUCAUUCACAAACUAAGUCAUUUGCUUGUUCUCUCUGCACCAGUGCAUUUCAUUGUGCAUACAGCCUUCGCAUUCAUUUCCUGCGCCAUCACAACGAGGGGCCAUACAAGUGUAAGCAUUGUUCUGCUACAUUUGAAGAUAUUAUGGCACUGAAAAAACACCUUGUUUCUGAGCAUACACUACCAAAGCAAGAAAUUUGUUCACUCAAGUACUUCUCCCUCCUGGACAACUCAGAGGCAGGUCAAAGCAUGCCCCACAAUAUGGCUUUGUCAGAUGGUGAACAUGAUAGCAAAGAGAGCAACAGCCUCCUGCAGCGACGAAGUGCUGACAGUCUCCCAGAUGUUCUGAAAGACUCAGACUCAACAACGAAGAAACUCUGCUCUGAUGAGGUGGAGGAGCAAGCAGCCAACGGAGAAUCAGUGGCAGAAGAAACUGAAGUUUGCAGAGUUUGCAACAAAUCAUUUGCAAAAUCUUUUAUACGUUUUCAUGAACGAUCACAUGCUGUUCAGAAGCCAUAUGCAUGUCCACUUUGUAAUAAAAGAUUUGGUUACAAGAACAAUAUGAAGUCACAUAUGAAGCUCCACCAGGGACUAAAGCCAUAUCAGUGCCAAAUUUGUGGUGCAAGAUUUACAAGAGGGUCAACAUUGCGCAGGCAUGGCAGGCGUCAUGAUGUCCCACGAAAUGCAAUGCUGGAUUUUGUUUUGUAUAAUCAAACGAGUGGACAUACUCAAAGCACAGGUCCCAGCACCAAGGCCAUUACCAAUACAUCAGUGACCACAACAUCACAAAGAGCAUCCACAACUGCCCCUAGUCCACAUUAUGCUAAUCAUUCUAGAAAAACCCCAACAGAAUCAAAUUCUAAUUUCCCACAAAACCAACGCCAUUCCCUUCCUCCCCCAACUAACUUAGAGCUAGAGAACUAUGUCAAUGCUGCAAGACAAACUCCACCCAAAAACUCACCUCAGAACAUGGUCUCACCAAGAUUAAUGCCCACUCACUUGACCACAAACUCCUUGGCAUCACCAAUGGCUGGUAGUUUAGCAGCAGUGGCUGCUGCUAAUCUAUUUGCUUACCCAGCAGCUGCAGCCCCUCAUCUUUAUCAGUUUUACGCAUCAACUAACCAGCUCAUUAACUAUUCAGCUUAUGCUGCAGGCCACAGCCUGACUCCUUCAGUACAAUCUGAUGCUCUUAACUUGAGUAUUGGAAAAAGAAAGUCUGUAUAUGAUGACGAGACUAACAGAAGUAAAGAAAAAUAUCCUCGAAGGAGUGUAAAUGGAAGCAAUGGCUUAAGUCCAGUGAAGAAGUCUUGGGAAAAAGAGAAUAUUAAAGUUGAAGCUGAGGAACCUGGGGAGAUGACCAAACGAGAGGGACGUAACCCAUUUAUUGAUUGUUUCUCUCCAAAAAAAGAAAAACACAUCAAUACCAAUGGAAAUCCAGAUAUAAAAAGCAUGGACACAAAAGAGGAGCUAAAAAUUUCAACAGAAGAUUUUGGUGCUCAAGUGAAUAUUUGCUGUCCAAGCCCACUGGUUCAGUCAUCAACAGGCUCACUUCAAAACCAUGGCUCAUCUGGGAGUCCAGUUGGCUCAUCCUGCAAUGGAAACAAUAUCCAUUCUCAUGCUAGCCCUUCUGGUCUCAGCUCUCACAGCAGCCCAGCCAAUUCCACACACUCAGCCCCAAGCCCUAGCAAUAUAAAUGACCACCACCUUCAGGAGCUUCUCCUGUCUCUUCUGACUUCAGGCAGGAUGUUUCGCUGCUCUUAUUGUGAGAUUUACUUUACUGAGUAUGCCAUGUUUCGCCUGCACCAAAAGUACCACCAGUCUGACACAGAGAGGCCAUUCCUUUGUUCUGUCUGUGGUGAAGAUUGUAAAGACAAAACCUACUUUACUGUUCAUUUAUCUGAACAUCUUGGUCUAGGUGCAAAAGGUGGUCUAGCUUAAAAAUUAGCGUACUCUUUCUCUUGUGACUAAAAGUGAUUUUUUUUUUUAAAGUUAUUCAUUUUUCAAAAUGUUGUUUGACUGCUUAUUGAUAUACACUCAACAACAUGAGCUGUGGAUUAUUAAAAACAUUACCAUCAUUAAAAAAAAGACAUGAACAAGAACUAAAUAAAGAUUAUAUAUGUGUCAGUUGUACACUCAAAACUAAGGAAUAAAAACAUCUAUUUAUAGUGUGUACACGGUGACAAUAAAUUAUUGUUGGGAGUCAUCUUUCAAACUGGUUCAAUCUCAUCAGGGAUGUGUCCUAACAUACUGUUACAAUGCUGUUGAAUGCAUCACAUAUUUAUGUGUCCUAAUGUACUGUUACAAUGCUGUUGAAUGCAUCACAUAUUUAUGUGUCCUAAUGUACUGUUACAAUGCUGUUGAAUGCAUCACAUAUUUAUCUUCAAUUCUUUAAACAGAGAAUUCCUUCCCCUAUUGUUGUCCAAUUCACACUCUGAAGUUUCCAUUUGCAUAAUUAUUUUUUAUUUUUACGGGUAUUGAAUUUUUUUUUUUAAUCUUAAUUUAUGUAAAAAAAAACAAAAAAAAACAAAUAUGGUACUAAAAAGUUAACUUUUCGGUUUGUAGAAUUAACAAAAUUAAAAUAUUUCACAUUUCCAAUCUCUGAAUUUCAGCAAUGUUCCAUGCUGGCUUUUUAUAUUUGCUUCCUAUUGACUUCAAUUUAAGAAUGUAAUUAUAUAAUAUUUUGCAUCAAAAGUAUUAAAAAAGCAUUAUCUCUUUGACUCAAUAUCAUUUGGAAUGUUUUGAUAUUUAGAGGCUGAUCUUGAAGUGUUGACUGGUGAUGGGUAUUUGGCUGUUGCUUUUUUUGUAUUUUUAUGCUUUAACAGCUUGAGAAAUAGUUUGAAAUGUAUAUAUAGCCAACACAAAUUGUAAGAGGCACUGCUGAAUAGCUUGAAGUAUAUAUUUUAAUAUGUUUAAAAAUAGGAUUAGCUAGAAUAUAUAGGCGUUAGAUGGAAGUAGUGGCAAGUUAAAUUUAGAACACAUAAAAAACGAAUUGUAUGGGCACAAAUCAAAGGCCCAUAACUAUAUUUUUAUACACUCAAGAAAAAAAUUCUACCUCAAUGGUUUCAGUACAAUUUGUAUAUUUCAUUGCAGGGAUUUAUUCAUUUUCACUUUAUACUAUACAUCCAUUUUUCUUCCCAAAGUUUGUAUUUAAUAACAUUUCUAUAUUGUUGCAUAAAGCAUUCAUCUUUUAUAAUAUAUAUAUUUACACUAGUUUGUUUUUAAACUGCCAAAUUUUCCAUGAUAUUGCAUUUACUAUUUCUAAGUGUGGAAUCAAUCGAAAAAAAAACAAACAAAUUUAAACACACACUUAUUGACACUUAAGGAGUGUGAAUAUAAAUUUUAAAAUUUUUAUUUUAUUCUGCAAUUACCUUUCCAUAUCAAGAUUCCUAGAUGUUAACAGCAUUCUACACACUCCAAACCAAUAUCUGAAACAGUAUUGCUGACAGAGUUCACAGUGAUGUGUUCUCAAACUUCCAUAAUCUGCUUUCAUUUUUUAUUUGUAUUGAAUGGAAAGCACUGCUUAAAUUUUAUUUUGCUUUUUUCAUUCUAUGUGUGUGUGUAAGCUUUGGGAAAAGUGUUUAUUUAUUAUAACAGACCAAUAAUACGGGUAUGGUUCUUUAAGUCAUGAUGUGAUUUUUUUUAAAGUAUAUUUAUCUUUUUGAUCUCAAUUCUUUUUUUUUUAAAUGAAGUUUCUACUGCUUUAGUCUCAUAAAAUCUGUUCAUAACUAUAGUUGAUUGUAAGCCACCCCACCUCCCCCUUUCCCAAGUUAUUCCUGAUGACUAAGCCCAUUUUAUAGCCUUCUUCCUGUUUUUUAAAUGAAGCAGAAAUUACAUUUGAAGUAUUGGAUCAAUCCUUGUCAGUAAGCCUGAUUUUCUGCUUAAAAUUUAGAGAAAAGUGUACUAACACAGCAUUAAAAGUAAACAAGAUUGUAUAUACUUGUAUUAUACAAUACCUAUAGCAAGAAAAUCAAAUUAAACAAAUAUAUUUAUCAAGAACCAUUUUAAAGUUUAAAAUAUGAACUUCUUUUUUUCAACUACACGAUGGUUUGGGGUAUUAAAGGACUAGAGAAAUAUCUGAAUUUAACUGCACUGAAGUUUUCUGUUCAGCUCUCUAUAGAGUUUAUUAUUCAAUUUAUAAAUGUAGCAAACAGAUUUUUUUUUUCUCUGCUAAAUGGAUAAACAUUUCUAAGAAGGACUCCCUUAAUGUAAUCAUUUUAUUUAGAAUAUUUCUAAGCAAGGCUAUAAACUAGGUCUUUCCAAAUAGUAUAGUUAUGACAACUAUUUUCUCUUGAUGCAGUAAUUAUUUGUGUGCAUCUAAGAAUGUUAUCUUUUAUCCCCCUCCUUCCGGUAUAGCUCACACAAAAAUGUUAAUAUGUCAAGAGUAUGGGGAUCAUAAUGCAUUCACUGGAACAUCUGUGCACUGCAGUAUCAGUUUUGCUUAGCAGUUUUAUAUGCAGGCUUUUGUCACCUGAGGCUUACACUUUUUUUUUGUCUAACACUUCUGUAACAGCUGGAAUAAAGUUAAGCAUGCUUUGCACUGAUCUAGCUUGGGAUAUUGAAAAAUAUUAAAAAGAACAAUAAAAAGAAAUAAUUUUUUUAAUGUUGUUUCUCAUAAAGCUUAGCCGCAGAAUGACUGUUAUCAUGUUUUUUUUGUGUUUUCUCUAUCAGGCUAACAGAAAAAUGCUGACAUUAUAUUUAUAUUAUUAUAAUGCACAAAUUGUAAGACAAAUUUCCAUACGGACAAUAAAGAUUAUUAAUAUUAUUAUUAAAAAAAAGCAAAGUCUUCAUAAUGCUCACAUCUUGAAAUCUGGUUUCUAAUGAUUGGACAUAGUUGGGAGGUGGCAAAGCAAAAGAAAAUUCAGUUUUAUCCCCCCCCCCCCCAAAAAAAAAAAAACCCAUUAAAAACGACUCACACCUGGCUAUGCCUUGAGACUAAUGAGUAACUUAUUAUAUCACCUGUACAAUCAAUGUGUUGAUAAAGGAGUUGUUUUGGAUUGGGUUGGGUUUAAUUUUUCAUUGUUCUAACAAAAAUUGAGAAUUAGAAUUUCGUUUCUGAGAUUCACAGUUGACAAUAAUUGUCUUUUCUGUGAGUUUGUACAUAGAUUAUAUAACAGUCUGCCUGUUCAUCUUUUGUAUAUAUAUAUAUAUAUAUAUAUAUAUAUAUAUAUAUAUAUAUAUAUAUAUAUAAAUAUAUAAUUAUAUAUAUAUAUAUAUAAUUAUAUAUAUAUUUAUAUAUUGUUUGCUGUACAUCCAAGUUUUUCUGACAUCUUUCUGCAGUGAUAAUGCAUUGAUAUUCAACUCAGGAAAGACAACUCAGGUGAUCUCACAUUAUUAUUUGUAUAUAUUUACACAUAGUUACAUACCCUUUGCUUCAAUUUUUGUCCCCAAAUUAUCACACUUUUUUUUAUGUACAUAUGACUAUUUGACUCUGUAUCUUGCAUUUUCUUAAUAAAAUAUAUUUGCUUCGCCACACAAUAUUUUUUGUUGACGCUGAAGGUUCGCAAAAGAAAGAAAAAAUACUUUUUUUUUCCAUCUGAUUUCAAAAUAAACAUUACCAAAGUAUUGAAAGAUAUUGUCUUUAGAUUUCGUCCCCAAUGUUACUCCAGAACUUUCCUCAGGAACUUGUACACAUUCACAUUUUUUUUUUACAUCUUUCCAAUUAAAAUUAUAAUAGCGUGUUGGAAAAUCUCAGGAUUUUUACUUUUCAUUUUUUUUUUUGCAACUAUUUAAGAACCUUGUUAUAUACUCUCAUCUCAGGACCUUGCUAAUAUUGUUCAAAUCUGUUAAUUAUUGUAUUGAUAUAUUAUACGUUGAACUGCUUCAGAAAUGUUUCUUCAUAAAGUAACUGUUGGACACCUUCUAUCAUGCUGCGUUUGAAAUUUAUUUUGAGACUUUUGUUGCCCCUUAAUUUUUUAUUGCUUGACCAAUCAGUUAAUUUCAAACAUAUUUUUGGGGGGCAUAAUAUUAAUAAGAUGAGACAGUAAAUUAUUUUCAUUGUAUUUUAAGUCUGACAAGCUAAAAUCUUUCAUUAAUGGCUCAAUACAUUGUGACUAUUUUCUUAAGUGGUCAGUUGAUAAAUAAUAGACAUUGGUUUUUUUUUGCAGCUAUUAAACAAAAUAGAUUUGCUGUAAAGAUUUAAAAAGAUUUCACUCUUUUCUUCAUGAAACAAAAAUUUGAAUCAGAUGCUUUAGCAUUUCACUGUUUUCUUAGUGGAAAGGCAUACACAUUUGCUUGCAAACUCAUUUUAGAUUUUUUUUUUAAUUUAAUAUCUCUCUAAUGUUGAAAAUGGAGUUUACUAUAAUAAAAUUAUGGCUAUUCUCAUACUUAUAUUGAAAUUUUCCAUGACGAUUGGUACCCCGAUGAUAUCGUGGUUGGCCUACAAUGUUUCACAUUGCAAUUAGGGCUGGCUAUUUUUAUUUGCUAUUGAUUCAAUUAUGUAUGUAUUAUUUUAUCUACAUUAACUUAAUACUAUUGAUGUCUUUCUUUCCUUUCUUUUUCUUUUAAAAACCUUUUUCAAAAGGUUGUUAAUAAUUUUCAAAAAAAGUUUUCUUUUUUUUUUUAUGUUAUUUUUUGUGUGCAUUACUUCUUUGUUUCAUGGUGUCCCCCUUUGAUCACUCAGGCCAUAAUAAUUGGAGAAAGUGUGAUAACUCUUACUGUCAUAGACAUUUGUUGAACUUUGGUGUUGUAUCCACCCUGUACAUCUCUUUGAAUCCCGGGAGUUAAAUUAUGUAAAUAACAAUUGCAUGUUGUGUGUUGGCUUUGUUUUCUCCAUGUUUUGUUCUGUUUUCUGGUGUUGAAUUUGGCUUAACUUUCAACAUAGAAGAGUGAAUUGCUGUGAAUCAUUUGAAUUCGAUGCUAUUAAUUUGAACAAUAUUGUUAACAUUUAAUCAAUAACAGUCAUAUCACAACGCUACAAAUCGUUAUUCUUGCAGCUUUUCUUUUCUUUUUUUUUUACCAAAGAUAAACAUAAAUUUAAUCAGACAAAUAUGUAGAAGAGAAUAGGAGAACAGUGUAGAGUUUUAUAACAUCUCUUUUUUCUACAAGUUAAUUAUGUAGAAAUUCUAUUUGAAAAAAGAAAAUAUUAACUUUUUUUUUGUUUAUAUGAAAAAUGAUUUCCUUGCAAUUAAAUUUUUGAAAGCAUUCCAACUUUUAAAAGGUAAGAUCUUAGCUUUACAAAUUGUGUCAUGUAAUGGAGGUAUUAUUAAAGAUGAUUACAUUAUAUCAUUUGAAUGAUGAUUCUGUUGUAUGUUUAAUUCUUUAUAGUUAGUCAAAAGACUAGCAUUGUACAUAUUGCUUCAUUUCUUGAGAUUAAAAAAACAAAUUGGUAUAACAGAUUUUUUAGUAUUGUAUUUUUUAUUGGAUAACUUGUAAUAUCAUCUUUAGUUUGGUCAACUUGUUUAUUUGUAAUGAAAUAAUAUUUUAAUUUAAAGUAGUUAAGAGAAUAAUGAAGCUAUUCCUUACCAUUACACCUGUUUUUUUAUUUAAAUAUUUUUGCAAGUUUAAAUUCAAAUAUUCAGUUUGUGUUUAUAAAAGAAUUCUAUAGUUUUUUGUUUGUGUUGAAUUUAAUUUGCAUUGUUACAUUGAAAAGCUCUUAACAAGUGUGAAUUCUUUGAAAGACAAUGUUCUUGUUCUUGUCUUUCUUUGACUUGUUCAAGUUUUUCAUUUCCUUCUUUCUACACAUAAUGUUUAGUGUCAACAGCAUUUUAAUACAAUGGUGUCUAUCGCCUUUUUUUUUUUAAAUUGAUAUUGUCUGUUAUAUAGAUAGGGUACUUUAUUUUUCUUCCUUAAGACACUUCAUGUUGUUUCUAUAUGUUUGAUAUUUGUUCGUUUGCCCCUGGCCUACAUUGACAUAUGAUAAGGCGAAUUUAAGACGUCAUUGAAAAUAUAUUGUCUAAUAAUGAGGGCAUUAUUAAAAACAACUCAUUUGAUUCGUAGACUGAUAAAUGAAUUGUUCAUGGUUUCGCUAGCAAGUUGGAUGUACACAAAGUCAGCACAAAGCUUUAAUUCUUCUUUGAUGUAUUUAUUUACAUGUUCAAAUCAUUUCAAAGCUGUAGAUCUGAUUUUUAAAUACAUUUUGUGUGUUUGUUAACUUUUCAAAGAUUGUAGCCUAUAUAAAAACUGUUUGUGUAUUUAGUAUUUUCAUUCCCUAUGUCAUAUCAAAAGUUCAACUCACCAAGGUAUGUGUUGUUAAUGUUGUCCAAGAUGUCACUCAAAAAAAAAACUCACAUCAUAAUAUUACUUGUCAUAUUUAUUACAAAGUUUGUAUAUUACUGUCUGCUUUCUAAUGUGUAGCAAUAGGUUGUGCAUAUAGACACCAUAUUUUGAACUUUGAACUUGUUAAUUUCAUCAGUCUUUUUUUUUUAAAUAUAUAAUAAUAUAUUUAUAUAAAUAAAUAUAUAUAUAUUUCAAAAUGUCUUUAUCAUUACUGCAGUUGGACAAAUUAAAAUCAAUCAAAAUGCAUAUUAUAACAAAGCUUUUGCACAAUCACAAUCUAAUAGCAUUACUGGCAAAAUCACUUUUUUUUUCAAAUAUCAAAAGCUUAAUUUUUGUUAUUUUACUGAUAAGUAAUCUUGAAAAAAGUAAUUUAUAGAUAUGAAGCAACAUAGCCUAAUUUAUGUGUUUUUCAUCCUUUUAAGAGUCCCUUUUAUUAUUUGUUUUGUUUAGAUUUUCUUUGAUUAAUUUAAUUUUUUGUUAGUCUAUUAUUUUUGUUACACAAAAUAAAUUUUGUAUUAAUGUAAUUAUUUAACACUUGGCUAUUUAUAUAAAUAAAAUGUGUCCAGGUUUAUAAGAAAGUUCGGUGUUUGAAAAUAUAUUUCAAAAGUAGAUCUGAAAAUAAAAAUUGGUCUAACAUCUUGAACUGAAGGUGGCCACAGACUGUGGAGGGCAGUGCAUUAAAUAAAUAUAUUGUUCUCUUUACAA